CCCAGUCCGUGUGUCGCUGUGAGUCCGUCCUGAUCUUCAUGCUUCAUUUGACUUCGCCCGUUGCCGUUGCUUUUGCGUGUGCUUGCUCUGUCUUCUAUCUUUAUCUCUGAAAUACGAUCUGUCAAUUGCCUCUCCCGCCUACAACGGCUACGGCUAUACCCUUCAGGACCCCUCCUGUUGGUGCCUUUUCAUGCUGCCUGCCCAAUUUCAGUAGAGAGACUUUGUACGGACUUCUCCAGAAAAAAAGAGGAAAAAGGAGUCUCGACACGCAGCUGGAUCCCUCGAAGUUUGAGCGUAUCGUGGGGGACCUGGAGCGAAUUGUUGGUACCGUAUGCUCAUAGAAAUCCCAUAGAUGCUUCCCAUAGACCAAUUGGUCUCAGACCGAGUCAGGUUUCACGGAAGUUUCUUGAGACCCAACAGCUAAUUCGUCUCCUCUGCCGCAGGAAGCCUGGAAUCAUCACCAAAUCUCCAUUUCUCCAGGAAAGGUCUGCAUCAACGUCUCACCCACCUGCCGCCUCCCCUUCUGCGAUCACGACUCCUCCAUUGUCUUUUGAGAACCCGAAUUAGAGGAGAACAAGAAUGGGAAGAUAAUCGGCAUCGAAAUCUGCUAGCGGUUGACUGUUUCGGUCUCCAAGGAUGCGCGAAUAGUAGUCCAAGUAUUGAAACAACCCUUGCGCGAAAGAUUUAUAUCUCAUGGCAUUAUAUGCAUUGGUAUUUUACAAGGCAAGUUCCCCUCAUGGUCAUGAGUUCUUGCUGCUUUGCACAAGUCCAAUUGGCAAUAGCAACUGACCAUGUCUUCACCAGUUCUCUUAGAUGCUCGGCCCGUAACUCAGUUGGUGAGCCGGUGUAAUCAAAGAUAAUCAAAGAUAAUCAAAAAUCUAUUUUUGAGCUUGUCAAGGUAAAUUACAGUUUGGCUCCAAUUCACUCCGCUUUGUACCGCCUGGGGAUCCUUGAAAUCCAUGAACCUUAGAAACUGACAUAUGCCUGAGCGUCCUAGGGAUUUUUCCAAACGAAGUACAUCAUACCAUAUUUCAUCCCAUUCAAACCCCCCACUCAGGAGUAACCAGGCGGACAGUAAACAGGCCCGAGUUACAUACGACCCAGGAUAUCGGUGCCAUCUCAAAUCGUUCUCGGCUUGCAAAAACGAGGCUCCAUUUUGCAACCCCAGUGCUGAUGCCACAGCCGUAGUGCGAAUUGAUAUAUGUGCACGAAUUCUGUUAAUUGAAGACUUUAGGUCUCUCCUGACGGAGAAUCGUUCAAUCUUCCAUUAUGACAGCUUGGGAGACAGAAGACGAGUAUGCUGCGGCGGCGACAGCUUCUCUUCCCCCUCCUGCAGAUAUCCCACAUAGGACCCCCUCGCGAGCUUCCCGAAGCUCCAAGAAAUCUUCACGUCAAAAGUCAAUCUCUCCUGCGCCCUCAUCAUCUCCUCUACUCUCAGCACGACGAGACACGAAAGAUAUAGCACAGGAUGAGAGGUAACGCAGCAAAGUCUCUGAGCUUGAGAAUCCUUGCGCUAACUCAAUUGUUAGCAUCUCAAUACUAGAUCCUCGACGCUUUACCCCAACUCUUCACGCGAAUUUAGUCUCGGAGAUUCUGGCUCUCCGCCGAGACCAAGAAGAAAAAUUGAAGACCAUCGAGAAUUUAGAGGAUAUUCUGCAUACUACCCAAGAGGAAAAUGAACAAUAUCAAGAGGCUGCCGCCAUUGCCUCGAAGGAAAUCCGGGGACUGAAGCGCCAAGUGGCCGUACUUGAAGAUGGAGGAUUAUACAACGCUUCCGAGCUGGCGAAAGAACGAGAUGAAGCUGUCGACUCCAACGCGGAGUUCAAGAAGCGACUGGACGUUGCGCAGAAGAAAAUUCGCAGCCAAGAAGACGACUCGGUUCGGGUGCACGAUUUAUGGGCCCAGGAUAAAGACAAUUGGGAGGAGGAGAAAAGGAAGCUUGAGCGCAAAGCACAUGUGGCCGAAGGCCGACUGAAAACUGUAUUGGAAGAGGUAGCUGCAUAUCAGGCUGCCCGUCAACAACAACAACAACAACAACAACAACCGGACAGCGACGUUGAAAAAGAUUCCGACCACAAUGAUGCAGCCAGUGUUCGUACUAUGAGUAUGACCAACAGCGUUCGAUAUUCUAUACUCAGUGGGCCUAACGGUUAUGGUGGAGUCCAAAUCAAUGGCAACGGUAUGAGUUUGGCGGAUGAGUUGAACUUUGACGAUGACGAUGAUGAUACUCAGACAGAGUAUGAUGGAGGACGAGAGAGCGUUCUACAAAUGCGGCACCAGCGAACGCAGAGCCGUGAGAGUACCUUCUCAAGGGCACAUCGACGAAAUCAGAGCCAUGAAAGUAUGAUGAGAUCAGGAAGCAUUAUGCGAAGAAGACUCUUGGCAAAACAAUUGGAGCAUGGCAUUCUGGAGAGCGACGAAACAGUAUCAGCACCCGUACCCAAAGUUGAAUAUACAGACACCGGCGUUCAGUUUUCACCUCCUCCAUCGCCACAACAACCAGUAGCCGAAGCUCCACCUAUCGCAGAGGACCUACCCGCAUUGGAGACAAAUGGGGCUCCAUCAAGGCCAAAUUCCGUCCAGAGGAUGUCAAGACAAUGGGAGAAUGAAACGCAGCCACGAGAAUGGGAGGUUGAAGCGAAUCAACGCAGAAAACGUGUAAACCCGUACCCCUCUUUAACAAUAGAUCCUCCUUCAGUCGGGUCAAUGGUUUCUGCAGCUUCACAGACAGUCGAGGAUCCCCUCAGUCCCCCUAGAACCCCUGUUUCACCUACCCGAGCAUUCCCAGCACCACCGAUGCAGACCCAGGUAGUGCAAGCACGGGAAACGGCGUCGACAUCAACGCAGACCAAUGUAGAAGACCGAGAGGCUCUUGGUGAUGUUCCUCCUACUUCACCUAGACAAGCACCACCUCCCCCACCAAUCUUGGUCCCAUCAAUCCAAUUACAUCCUCCAAACGACUCCUCGCCCCCAAGUCCACGUGAACCUGUCCUUCCCCAGUAUUUCAAAGAUGCAGCCUGCCAGGUCACAAUGCAGGCACCCAUCCCAUCGAGGUCGGUUUCGGUGCAAACGGAGGAGAUUAGAGUCGACCAGCGAAUCAAGCUCUUACCUCCACAUCUCCAACCUUUGUCCAUAUCUUCCACGCCUCCUUCUCCAGAACCUACCGAAGAAAACCAGCGAUUCUCGCCCGUUCCAGGAAACCUCCCUCCUCGAAAUCCACGCCGGGUGAUGACCCCUCGGGUGAGUCUAGAACAAGACAUACCAUCCUCGCCUCCCUCGUUUUCAGACAUUGAAACCCGAGACACCUAUCCUGGUAACAACGACGAUGGCCCCUUAGCCAAGGGCAAGGGCUCGGUACGACGCCCUCCCCGUAUCAGCAGCUUAUUUGCGGGGUUCGAAAACGUCAGUUCGGACGAUGCCGAUGAUUUCGAAGAUGGCGAUAUGAGUGACAGCGACUACCGAACCGCUCUCUCGGCUCCAAGACCAAGCAGAGGAAGCAAGCGCCACACAAUGUCACCGACUUCAGUUCCCGAGGACUCGGAGCUUACGGAGGUAACUACGAAAAUGAUGCCAGGUCCAGGAAGGAGCGCCUUGAAAUUGGCCGGCCUGUUCGGGCAUGAAAAUGAGACUCAGGGAGAGUAUGGAUCAGUAAAAUUCAUGGCAGCAACGCAAAGAAACCCGUCGAGGCCUGUUCGUCAGCUCGACAAACCAUUGACGCUUGUAUCUUCCACGAAGCCCAAUCCAAUGCGACGUGCUGCUCUCAUUUCCAGCGGGGUGGCAGCUCAUCGGGGUCGUUCAGAAAGCCCGCUGCCAGAUGCAGUCGGAGAACCGCCAUUCCCCAUACCUUUGAGGGCGAGUUCUAGAAGACCCCCUCCAUUUAGUGCCAACAGUACCCCUGGUGACAGAAGCCCUACCUGGGGACGUGGAUCUGGAGUACCUUAUAGAACCAAUAGCGUUCGUAAAGUCCGCUCCGCUGCAGCACUUCCUCGAGGGAACCGGGCAUAUCGACGCCAAGAUAGCCAUUCUCCUCCGCCCAUGUCACCAUCUACGGAAGGACCCGAGAGCCCUCGACUACCUCCCAUGCCGGAGAAUGAGCUUACAUCUCCUGCUUGUAUGAGAGACACGGGUAGUGGCCGAUACAGGCCACGGCACAGACAGCAACUUUCGGUAACCACUGCAUAUACUGCCAAUACUGCAUAUACUGCCAGUACUAGCAAUACCGGUCCUGCAUCUGUUGCCAACUCAAAUCAAGCCACAACGGUUGUUGACGCAAUUGCGCAGACAAUGGUGGGAGAAUGGAUGUUCAAAUAUGUUAGAAGGCGCAAGUCAUUUGGUGUUGCCGAUGCUGGCGGGAUGGACGGAGAUGGUGUCAAUGGCGUCCGACAUAAGAGAUGGGUUUGGCUUGCCCCUUAUGAGAGAGCGGUGAUGUGGAGCAGCAAGCAACCGACAUCCGGAUCAGCUUUGAUGGGCAAGACCGGCCGGAAGCGUAAGUUGGCUCAAUUUUUUGCAGGAAAUCUUUGGGCAAAACUAAUGCCUGUAUAGUGACGAUUCAAUCGGUUCUAGAUGUCAAGGAUGACAACCCACCACCCAAGGGAACUCCAGCAAUCUUCGAUCGGUCUAUCCUAAUCUUAACUCCUGCUCGUGCUCUGAAAUUCACAGCAACUUCAGCUGAGCGACACUAUAUUUGGUUGACAGCCCUCUCCUUUCUCGCUCACUCGACGCAAGCAGUCCCGGAAAUAGUUGCCCCUGUGAAUCCUUCACGACAACCUGCCCUUCCUGAUUUUGAACCACCGCGUGUAAACAACCAUCGUAUUCGAAGGAAUCCUAUUCGAGACUCGAUCCGGGUCGCCAAAGGCAAAGGCAAAACCUCCAGCGUACGAUCUGGACCUACUAGUGUGCACUCUGCACAGAGUGCUGAACAAAGUAUUCGCGAAGAAGCAUCAUUCUACACUUCUCGUAGCGAUGGUGGGCUACCACCAGCAGACCCACCCAUCGUCCCUCGCUUCCCAGAACGCGGAGACCGCAGCUUUGGCGGACCUCCUCUUACCCACACGCGAAAGCGCAGUAAUACUGGAUCCCGAUUUGGUCCUCCAUCUUCCUACCGUGGUUUCUCGGCCCCUCAAUCCGGUUACGCUCCACCUCCAAGUACGGCUGGAAUGAGUGUAGGCACCUCAGGUUCUUCAGACAUCUACAACUCGAAGGCUCCAAGUUCCGUGUCUGGAUAUACCGCCGUCAGUGGACUUUCCUCUGUUCGCUCCUCGGAAGCGUCGAAUCGACCUGGUGCAGUCGUCAACAACUUCUUCGACGCGGUGGGCACCGUGCGGAUGGAAGCCUUCAUCAGUCCUAUGGCUCACACCCAAUUCGACGAUGACCCCGACGAAAAGGAUGAGAUGGACAUGGUGCUGCAGCAUCGAAAGCACAGCCGAGAGCGACGUCGACGCUCUCGCAACCGCGAUAGUUUCUACUCUGCACGAGGGAGGACGAGCGAUGAUCUGUAUGGGGGAAGCAGAACGGCAGGCGAAGAGGAUUACGGGCAUUUUGAUACUAAUAACUUUUCACUGGACCCGUUCCGGGGCUUCUGAUCGGGGGCUAUGUGUAGGAUCUUUGUAAUAUUUUGAGGAUUUCGAUUUUUGGGAUCUUGAGUUGGAAAGGGUGAUGAGAUGUAUGGUGUUUUGGCGUUCUAUGACAGUGGGGCUCACGCCUGAAGAAACUUUUCCUGCUGUUCGUCUUGGGGUUUGUCUUGUUUGGAUUUCGUUUGGAUUCCGUCGUUGGAAAUGGGAUGUGGGAGCGGAUGGAUAUCCAGGAUAGGAUGGAUUGGAGCAGCUCUCGUGUUUGGAGAUAUGAAGGCUCGAUUUUUUUUUCUCUUGAGGACACUUGCUUCGCUUAGCUCCGUUCAGCUCAGAUUCGUUGUAAACUUUUUUUUGUAUAUACAUGCACAUAGAAAUAUAGUCGCUCCCUUUUUUUUUUUUGAAAAACU
Molecule: messenger RNA, 5977 nt
Organism: Hymenoscyphus albidus
Lineage: Eukaryota; Fungi; Ascomycota; Leotiomycetes; Helotiales; Helotiaceae
Source: the annotation of a GenBank genome assembly